AUGCAUCCCUCAGUCUUGUCAGAGUGCGGCUGCUCUGAGACGUCAGCCCCCUCCACACAAAGCCCAGUCUGUGAGUCUCAGGCUCCAGGGGCCGGGCCGGGGCCGGACUGGGGGCCGGACUGGGGGCCGGACAGGUUGGAGACCCCUGAUGUAAACCCACACUCACCUCCAACACUCUUUCUCUCUCAAAUGCACACUAUUUCGAGCACUCUGGUUCGUCUGAAGAAUGUGUCCAUGAAUGCUGCCACGGACGCCCUGAGGCAGCGAGCACAAGGUCACACCUGCCCGUCACGCCCCUCCCUCCCUCCCUGUGAAAACGCCAUCUACCUGACGCAUCGUAAAAGUGCUGCACAGAUUAGACAAUGCUGUUAUCUGGCCUCAGCGAUGACGUCAUGCUCUCCAGGACACACAUGGGAUCAUUAUGGGAUGGCUGAGGGCUGUUUGGGAUGUCCACACGCAGCACGCAGCGUUGGCGGUAAACAUUGA
This is a messenger RNA of Knipowitschia caucasica, 486 nucleotides long. The record is from the annotation of a GenBank genome assembly. Lineage: Eukaryota; Metazoa; Chordata; Actinopteri; Gobiiformes; Gobiidae.